Molecule: messenger RNA, 2544 nt
Organism: Serendipita indica DSM 11827
Lineage: Eukaryota; Fungi; Basidiomycota; Agaricomycetes; Sebacinales; Serendipitaceae
Source: the annotation of a GenBank genome assembly
AUGGAUCGUUCCUUCCUCACCGCAGACGUCGUCGAGCUCGCGAAUCAGCUCACCACCGAGGAGAAGAUCUCGCUCUUGGGUGCCCCAUCUUGGUGGGACACAAACAAGGUUGCACGCUUAAACAUACCAAGUAUACGUAUGAGCGACGGCCCGAAUGGUGUCCGCGGGAGCUCCCACUUCAAGAGUACCCCCGCUCAGUGUUUGCCGUGCGCGACGGCAUUAGCCGCGUCCUUCGACCGCGAUCAGGUCGCAGAAGUCGGCAAGUUCCUCGCCGAGGAGGCAAAAAUCAAGACAGCCACGCUCCUACUCGCACCUACCUGCAAUAUACAGCGCUCUCCGCUUGGCGGACGUAGCUUCGAGUCAUUCUCAGAAGACCCUCAUCUCUCGGGGAUGUUGGCAGCAGCGUACGUCUCUGGACUCCAAGAGAACGGCGUUGGAGCGACCAUCAAGCACUUUGUAGCCAAUGAGCAAGAAAAAGAUAGGACUUCACAGGACUCCGUCAUUUCAGAAAGAGCAUUGAGAGAGAUGUACCUCUAUCCAUUUAUGAUUGCUCAGCGCGACGCUAAGCCGAUCGCAUAUAUGACAUCGUACAAUCGUCUCAAUGGUCUGCACUGCUCAGAGCACCCUCGCCUACUCAUUGACAUACUGCGUGGAGAAUGGGGUUUCAAAGGGCUCAUAAUGAGCGAUUGGCAUGGAACGUACAGCACUGAUGCCGCACUGAACGCCACUCUGGACUUAGAAAUGCCCGGGCCACCUCGCUGGCGAACUCCGUUCCUGAUAAACCACCUCCUUAGCUGCAAGAAAGUGACAGAGGAGACACUCACGGAACGCGCCGCGAACGUACUCGCCACAGUUCAGAAGCUGGGCAACCUUUCCCCAGACAUCGUCUAUUCAAAUAACGAAGAGCAAACACGAGAGACACCAGAGAAUCUCAGACGGUUCUGUCGUAAAGUAGCCGCGGACGGCAUUGUUCUUCUAAAGAACGACGGAAAUCUCCUCCCACUCUCCACUAAGGACGGAAAAACGACGAAGGUGGCUGUUAUCGGGCCCAAUGCGCAGUUUAGUGCAAUCUCUGGAGGUGGAUCAGCUGCGCUCAAGCCCUGUUACGCUGUCACGCCUUUCGAUGGCCUUGUCGCAGGAAAGCCUGAGGGAGUCGAAAUCAGCUACAGUGUGGGGUGCUAUUCCCACAGGUACCUACCAACGCUGGAGAAUAGCAUGACGACCAAAUCCGGAGAACCCGGGUGGCUCGUUGAGUUCUUUGCCAAUACUGCACCAGAAGUUCCGGCAAACGAGCCAGUCGCAUCGAUUGCUCUGCACGACACGCGUGUCAAGCUCAACGAUUUCCUACCCAAGGGCCUAACAGACGAAUGGAGCCUGAAAUGCACAGGGAUGUUUACUCCGACAAAUGGUGGCCCAUUCGAGUUUGGUCUCACUGUGGCUGGGAGGGCGAAGAUGUUUCUUGACGGAAAGAUGGUCAUAGAUAAUUGGACAACACAGCGGCCCGGUGAAUGGCAGGGUACCGUAGAGGAAACAGGAGUAGUCGAACUCCAAGCGGGAAAACCUGUGGAGAUUGUUGUCACCUAUACCAAUACUCGCCCGCCGUCUGUGCAGGAGAAAAACCGGUCGCAGCCUGCGCUAAUGAGGGGUGUGCGGCUUGGUGGGGCUCCCUUGAUUGACAAGAAAGCUGCGAUCAACGAAGCGGCUCAGCUCGCUGCCGCCUCCGAUGUUGCUGUGGUCGUUGUCGGUCUUAACUCUGAUUGGGAAUCCGAAGGAUUCGAUCGUCCCAAUCUUGCUCUCCCAUGCGACCAGGAUGAACUUGUGCAUGCGGUCUCGAAAGCGAAUCCGGCAACAGUCGUGGUCAUUCAAUGUGGUUCCGCCAUUUCGAUGCCAUGGCUGGACUCUGUCUCGAGCGUUUUGCAUUCCUGGUAUCUGGGCAAUGAGACUGGAAACUCCAUCGCGGAUAUCAUCUACGGUUACAUUAAUCCCUCAGGAAAGCUCCCCAUUACCUUCCCCGCCCGUGAAGAAGACAUUGCUGCGCAUCUCAACUUUGGCGGCGAGCAUGGUAUAGUGCAUUACAGGGAAGACAUAUUUGUGGGCUACAAGCAUUUUGAUGCGAGAAAAAUCGCACCGUUGUUCAGCUUUGGUUUCGGCCUUUCCUAUACGAACUUCGAAUUACGCGAUUUGAGGGUCUCAACUUCAGGGCCUGAAUGCAAGUUUAAUGUCAACCUCAAGGUCAAGAAUACUGGGAGCCUGACGGGCUCAGAGGUUGUGCAAGUUUACGUCAGUUAUCCUAGCAAUGGCCGCGUACAGCAUCCAAUCAAACAGCUACGAGCGUUUCAAAAGGCCAAAGACGUCAAGCCCGGCGCGUCGACAGAGUUAUCAAUGGUGCUUGACAAGUACGCAUUUUCCUACUGGGAUGAGCCUUUAGCCAAAUGGAGAGUGGAUGCUGGAGAAUUUGCUGUGCUCGUUGGCACGUCGAGCAAAGACAUUGUCCUCCAAACCACCGUGACCGUCCAGCAAGGUUUCGUCUGGACUGGCUUGUAA